Molecule: messenger RNA, 939 nt
Organism: Zea mays
Lineage: Eukaryota; Viridiplantae; Streptophyta; Magnoliopsida; Poales; Poaceae
Exons: 2
Coding region: 69-743 (224 amino acids)
Molecular function (GO): protein binding
Source: RefSeq, marked validated
GUCUGGAACCACAUAUAUAUAAAUAGACCUGUGGUGUGGUGCUGGUGCCAGCGGCCAGCCACGCGACCAUGAACACCGAGUACCUCAGGGUGAAGAAGCUCCAGCAGGAGGCCGCCCGGUGCCUGAGCUUGCACAAGACAAUGGAGCUGCAGCCGGAGCUGUCGCUCGGCCCUGUGUGGCCGGGCUUCGCCGCCGGUGACCUGGCCGCCAAGAGCUCCUCGUCCGAGUCUGACGGAACCUCCCGGAAGAAGAGGAAGCACUACACCGCCAGCUGGGAGGAGCCUCAGCAGCCGCCCGCGAGCCUGGAGCUCCAGCUCAACGACCCACUGCCUCUCGACUGGGAGCAGUGCCUCGACCUCCAAUCUGGGAGGAUGUAUUACCUCAACCGGAAGACGCUGAAGAAGAGCUGGGUCAGACCCCAGGUGCAGAGCGUGAACCUGGACCUCAACAUCUCCACGGCUGCCGCCAUCGACAACUGUGCCGCCAACGGUGCUGCUGCCGCUGCUUCCGACGACGAGGACGAGCCAAGGAAACCCGCUGGCACUUUGUUCUCUGGAGGCAGCAUGGUGGCCGUGCCGUGCGCCAACUGCCAUCUCCUAGUCAUGCUGUGCAAGUCCUCCCCGUCCUGCCCCAACUGCAAGUUCGUGCAGCCUCUGGCACCUGCUGUGCCGCCUGCGGCGGUGGCCCAUUGGAGGAUCGAUGCCGCCGUCAAGCCGCUGGAGACCCUGAGCCUUCUCCAUUAGGCACAUGCACUUCACCGGCAGCAGAUUGUAGAAAGGAAAUCGUAGUUACGUAGUAGUGGUGCAUGGGUUAGUAUUACUAUUACCUGGGUAAUGCAUGAGCGGUCGAAUGAAAAUUGGAAAUGUGAAACUACCGUGCAUGCAUGGUGACAUGACAAAAUACAAAAUGGUGAAGCCAGCCUCAAAUUAAACUGCAUAA